GGAGGCCACGGCGGCGGAGGACAAGGAGGAGGCGACUGCGGCUGCGGAGAAGGAGGAGGCGAAGGCGCCAGCCGUAAAGGAGGAGGCGAAGGGGGCGGAGGAGAAGGAGGAGGCCAAGGCGGCGGAUGAGGCUGCGAAGGAGGCAGCCGCGAAGGUACAGGUGGUGGCGGCGGCACCGACUUCGGCAGCUGCGGCGGAGGCGGUGGACAGUAAAACGACUCGCGUAACUAAAAGUGACAUUGAAAAAAAGGAGAAGUCUCGCCCGAAAAGACGCUUGGUGCGUCUGUCGACGGCGACUAAAGAGUCUACACAAACUUCGAAGUCUUUCAUGCAAAAACACAGCAUUACAGAGCACCCAAUAAUCGUCGACAUCCCCCCCUCCUCGGAUGAUACAUCAAGAUUAAAAAAGGGAAAAACACUAAAAUUGAAGGUCACAAGAUCCUCACCGCCCCUGGAAUUAAAGUACUACGGCAAGGGUGAGUUACCGAAGGAGGAUCAGGAGCGAAUUGAAAAAUUCCUGACAAGCACCACCCCCUCCGCAUUAGUACUGCCUUCGAAAGAUAUUGACAUCGGGAGGAAGGACUUGGUUGACCUAACAAGUCACAUGGCCUUCGUCAGCUCCGAUGUUAUUAACGCCUACCAGAAUUUACUCAAGGAGGCGGAAGGGGACAAGUGCAUAUACACGACGUCAUUCCUUUAUCAGACCCUAGGGACUGCAAUGAGCCCCGAGAUGUUUUUGGUCGACAUCACCGAGGAGAGGAUCAAUGAGGCGAAAUACUGGUUCAUCCCGCUCUUCGACUUCGAACACUGGCAUUUGCUGGCUGUUGAUCUCCAAGGCGGGAAGUACCUCCACUUAUCAUCCAUUAAAAACCCUAAAUACAACGCGGGGUUUGAAAAAGCAUGUAAAUUCAUAGGAAAUUAUUUACAAGAACAUUUUUCUGAUUUGUUUGGGCGCCGCGGUACCCGUCCCGUCGACUGGGAGAUGAUCAAUCUGGAAGAUAUCCCCAUGCAAGAUCAGUCAAAUGACUGCGCAAUCUUCCUGUUAGCAUACGAGGAAUACUUGCAGAAGGGGAGGAAUUUGGACUUCUGCCAGGAGGAUAUGACGAGGAGACGCGGCGAGAUAGCAGCAGAAUUCUUGCGUCUUUUUGACACGUAAUAAUUCGACGCUGGUUCGAGUUACAAUUCUUUCAUAUGUACGAUCAUUUUUUUCACAGUAUGACGAAUUGGUGUACAUAUUGUAAUUCUCAUUACCUUUGCUAUAAAUAUAUGGGUAGGAAUUUACUUGUAAUGUUUGUCGUUACACUAUUUAGUAGAAUGUUGAACUAUUAUCCGUCCAUGCUUCAAGGUGUUUGCACUGGUGCGAACUAUUGUUGCACGCUUAGAUAGCAGUUACAUGAUAUCAGCUGGCAUUUCUCUUCUCGUUGCACUAUUAUCUCAGACUUGUUUGGUUUCACAUAUUUCGGAAAAGUAAUACCCGAACAGCAAACAUCGGGGCUGGCGAAUACUAAACAAAAUGCAAAAAAAGUGCAAUACUAAAGAGAUAUUACAGUAACGUUCGUCAUAACGGUGCAACGAUAGGCUGUAAUAAUAGUGCAACGCCAGGGAACAAAAUGGAAUAAAACUUUCAU
Messenger RNA from Ananas comosus (pineapple), 1628 nucleotides. RefSeq names its product ubiquitin-like-specific protease ESD4. The coding region runs from base 329 to 1156 and encodes 275 amino acids. The transcript is spliced from 4 exons. Gene Ontology annotation, biological process: proteolysis. Lineage: Eukaryota; Viridiplantae; Streptophyta; Magnoliopsida; Poales; Bromeliaceae. The record is from RefSeq and is a predicted model, not a curated record. Gene Ontology annotation, molecular function: cysteine-type peptidase activity.